GCACGUUACCAUGAAGCGGUGUUUUUUCGCUCAGUACAGUUCUCAGAGCUGCCUUCUUUCCACAUGAGCAAUGGCAGCUGCGCGUUGCGCCACCUUCUCGUCCCUCACACCCUCCGUUAACCCUACCGCUGCCACACGAACGAAGCCAUUAGUAGCGGCUUCUCUUCGAAAACCCACGAGUAGAAAAAACUAUCUCCGCCCCAAGAUUCUCAAAACCCUAACUAAACCCUCGCCAAACCCCGUAAUUCCCAUCAUAUCUCCCGAAACCAAAACCGAGACUCACCUAGAUUUGGAGUCCCUAACCGAACAAAUCUCCGGCGACACAAAGGCAGCCGCCGACCCCGGAGAGGGCGAUAAAGUCGAGGAAUUUCGAGCGUCCGAGACAUCUGUUGAAUACGAUGGCAUUUUCGGUAAACUUUCGGCUGGGUCCGUCCUAAAAUACGGUGCGUAUUUUGUUGGGGUCUUCGUGUUACAAACAGUAUGUUCGGUUUGGAUAAUGGGAAGUGGCAAUUCUGAUAGAAAAGAAAGGAAUUUGGAUAAUUUGGAUUCGAGUAUUACCGAAAGCAACAAAGGGAAACUUUUGGUGAAUAAAAAUGGAAUCAUAUCUGGUGCAAGCAACGUGGUUUUUGCGCAUGACUCUGAAUUGGAAAGGAAAAUUGAAGAAAUAAGAGCGAUGGCUAGGGAAGCGCGGAAGAGUGAGGCAAAGGUGGAGGAGGAAGAUGAUGAGGACGAAUAUGAAAUUGACGAAGAGACUGCGAUAUCUAGGCAUAGAGCGGGCAUUGAGAAAGAAAUGAGUGCAACAUUGAAUAACUUGCAGAAGAGGUUGGAUUCGCUUCCAGAGAAGUUACCGGGAUCUUAUGUUAAUUAUCUUGGGAAGUCUGGGAAGAUUGAAAAUGGGGCAAAUAGGGAUAAUUUGGAUUCAAAAGGUCCGAAUGGAGCCUUGAUGUUUAAGAAGAAGUUAAAAUUUAGAAGCCCUUCAACGAAGUCAAUUGAUGGUCCUAAGGGUUUUCAAGGUACUGGAGAUCGUAAAGUGCCUAACAAGAAAAAAAGAAGCUCGGGUCGUGCAGGUAGAAUACGCGGAGAUGGAACUGUCAGUGAUGACGGUUUAGAAUUAUUGGACCCUGAACAACAGCUGGAGCGACGGCAUAGUGUUAAUCCUGAAAGCACUUACAGGACUGUAAAGGAAGAUGAUGAAAUGAUAUCACUAACGCAAGAUUCAACAUCGAAAAAAGAUGGGAAGAUGUUGAAGGAAGAAAGGCAGGGAUCGGAUUUGGGAAUGAAAAUAAGAGUUGGAAAUGCUGAACGGAGAACUGGUGCUGUCCAGGAACCUAGCCUAGAGAGGCCUUUAGUUGAAGUAGAAAAUUUGCAACAAUCAGCAAUGCUGGAGAGUCAACAUUUUCCAAGAUUCAGAAGAGGAAACCGGGAAACUCACAUGAAAUCUGAUAAGCAUGCUGUGUUGAAUAAAAAUCGCAGUUCAAAACACAGAGAAGUUGGGGAUCAAAUGCUGGUCAACAAGUUCAGAGAAAAGCAACCAAACAUUGAGACAGAUUUCUGGUGGUUGAACCUUCCUUACGUUCUAGCUAUAUUUAUGCGUAGAGGUUCUGACCAUGAAGGACAGGCAGGAUUUUACAACUUAAAGUUUGGUUCCCAGGCCCAGGAACAAAGUAACUCUUCCUAUACUGUUGCGUUCGAGGAUCGUGUUGAUGCCAGGAACUUCUGUUUUCUACUGGAAGAUUUUUUUAAAGAUCUGGGUGAUUUUAGUGCCGACAUUCUUCCUUUGUCAAUAAAGGAACUUCAUGAAGCAGUAAAAGCAAAUGCCAUGAAGGUAGUUGUUGUGAAGAAGAGACAGCUUCAGCUGUAUGCCGGCCAACCGUUUGCUGAUGUGGAGAUGGCUUUGCACUCUUUGGUUAAAGGAGAUCAAAAUGCCCCUAUGCGCAAUUCAUGAUAGAAUGCAGACAUUGUUUCUGAUCUUUGCACACUCUAUGGGGUCCAGAUCGCUUCACUCUAUUUUUGGCAAUGGUUGGUGUAAACAACCACUUCCCUCCAUCUUUGCGUUAUUUCUACCUUUGCUGGUGAAGUUUUGACAGUGGCAAUUCCGCUACGGAAUUAAA
This is a messenger RNA of Juglans microcarpa x Juglans regia, 2111 nucleotides long. RefSeq lists its product as uncharacterized. Lineage: Eukaryota; Viridiplantae; Streptophyta; Magnoliopsida; Fagales; Juglandaceae. The transcript is spliced from 4 exons. Bases 71 to 1945 code for a protein of 624 amino acids. The record is from RefSeq and is a predicted model, not a curated record.